AUGGUGAUCCGAUCUGUGAGCUGUGUGGCCCUAACGAGAUUCCCACUAUUGACGGACUGGAUUGCGUCCCCUGCUCUGAUGUUAGUACCAAUAGUAGCUGCGAAUGUUCACUGGUUGAAAUCAGAUUGGAACGAGACAUAAAUGGUACUCUUUUCAAUAACGUAAGAUGCAUUCCUUGUCCAGAGAACUCCUACCCAUCGCCAGAUGGAACGAGUUGCAUACCGUGUAGAAAAAACGCAUUCAGAAGUCACGCGAAUUGCCCUUGCCCAUUGGUUUCACAUUUGAAAGUAAAAGAGUACUGUAUUAAGAAAAAUGGGCUAAUGGAAUGGCCUGAUGUGAGAAGUACGUACUUAGUCAAAUACGAAAGCCAACAUAUCGACAGUUUUUACUUUAGAAACGAGCUGCAACUAGCUGUUUACCUGUGUAAAAAUGGAAACAAAACAGCUUGCGAGCAUGUGGCGAACAUGUGCGCCCUGACUUUAUUCACAUCUUCAAUACCAUGUAAAUUAUUCUGGGAUAAACAUAACUCUCCUUUAUGGCUCUACUAUGGAGAGGGCGAAGCGCCAACAGUACUCAAUCGUGAAAAAAUUUCACAAAAGUAUAGUCUGGAUGUAGAGAGUAAUAGUAGCAGGUUGAAUAUUACAUUUGCUACAUUUUCAAUGAAUGGACAAUAUCAAUCGAUCUCCGUACCAACUUUAAUCUGUGACUUGUUCAAAAAUAUCAGAUUUGGUAUUAAUAUUGAAAAGUCAUGUACAACAACUGCCAAAAUACUCAAUGAUAUAAAAAUGGAGUUUUUUGAACCAUAUCUUGGAUACAGAGAGGAUGAUAAAAUGAUUCUAUAUGCUCUGCCGGUUCUGAUCAGAAAUACGAAUAAGGAUGAAACUGAUGCUUCUCGAUGGCAACUGGUCAGAAGAUUUUUCUUUACUGAUACUACAGCUGGCAUUAGAGCCUUGCCAACAUCGUUAGGCACUGCCUUUAAGAGAGAAGAUUAUGCAACUGUUGUGAGAUAUGCUAAAUCUAUUAAUAUUUUAAUCAAAGUGCAGAAUAAAGAAGAGAAGGGAAAAAUAUUCGCACCAUUACUUAUGAUUGAAUAUGGUGAAUUGCUAAACGAACAUGUGCGCCAAAACGUUAAGGUGCAAAUUAGCUAUAAAAUCACUUACAUACUGGCAGAUAACGACAUGUACAAUGCCAUAGAGGUGUCUACAGGCGUUUUAUCAAGUUUAGCAGUUGCUUUUGCUGGAAUCAAGGCAUGGAGCUAUUGUAAACGAAAUGGCAGUGAAGUUCCAAAUUCCUGCACGUUUUUCUGGUUUUUUAUAUUUUGCUCCGGUCUACUAGGAAACGUUUUUAUAUUCGUAGCUUUCUGCGCCAGUGCUCACAUGUUCAUCUUUUAUAAAGGCCAGACAGUAAUGCAUGUUUUAUUGCCGAGUGAGGCCAACGAGGAGAAUGUCAGAAUAUUCGUGAUCGUUGCAUUCUCUUUAAAACUUGUUGAGAUAAUGGGACUCAUCUAUCAGAUUAGAAACAUUGACAUGUUUUUCAUUGAUUGGGAACAACCUAGGUCUAUUCAAAGCCAACCAAAGUAUGAUUCACCUCGAACAUCUCUAAAGAAAUUGUACGCUAAUAGAUUUUCUGAUGAAAAACGCAACUCGCCAAAAACGCCAUCAGAAAGAAUAUCAGCUAGUAGAAACAAAACACCGCGCAAAUUGGGUGGUAUUAAUACUCCGAGCAGACAUUCAAGACUCUCCGUUCAGAGUGAUUUAAACAAUUCAAAUCUCCCCGAUCAGUCAGGUGGAGAUAUUUUUUCUAUGGGAGAUACUGCUGAUCGUAAUGAUCAACAAAAAUUGCCAGUUAGUAUUUGGCGAACUUAUUUCAUCGCUAAUGAAUGGUACAAAAUUAAAACAAUCAGAAAAGUAAAUAUGCUUGUACAAGGCAUUGCAACACUGUUCAUUUUAGAGGUUGUUAAUCUUAAAUUCUGGGCUCGUUCAAAUCCAGAAUUUAGCAUUCGUGCUGUAGAGUCAACUCUGCAGGAAAGAGAAAGCUUUACACUAAAAUUUGCUGUUGGUACCUUAGUAUACAUAUUUGUAUACCUUGUACAAUGGCUGACAAUGGUUAUAUUUUACAACAGAUAUGUCAAGAAUCAUAUAAAAGAAUUUGUUGACUUAUGUUCGAUGGCAAAUAUCAGUAUAUUUAUUCUUUCUCAAAACCGUUACGGAUAUUAUAUUCAUGGAAGAUCAGUUCACGGAUUUGCAGAUACUGAUCUAGCUACUUUGAUCAGCGACCUAAAACAAGAAGAAGACAAUUUGUGCGCACACAGAGGACUUCUACCCGGUACCACAGAGCAAAGCUUUGUAAUAUUAGUGUCAGCAACUUUCAGAAACUUUUAUGAUAAAAUAAUGAACCCAAUCAAAUCGGAAGAAAGCAGAUUUCUCAGAAACGACAUAAUUUCAACACCAAAUUUGGAAAGAAACAUUCAAACCUAUCAAAAGAUGAAACAAUUCCUGACCCAAUUUAUAGAUCACUGUUUCAAAGACUUGGAAUACACUGUUAGAGAUAAGCAAUUUCUUGAGAAACUUUUAGACAUUGAAUUCAACGAAGGAAUCGAUAGAUCAAUUUUCUACGUAGACUACAACCAUUCGUUUGAUCGUAUAAUGUUUUAUGGUAACGAAUGGAUGUUAGUAACUUUUGAAAUUACCUUAUUCAACUUUAUGGAAGCCCUAUUUGAGGACUACACCUUGGCAAUAAUAGUUACAGUAUUUGCAUCACAGCUAUUAAUUAUCUGUUGCAAGUUUAAUGGUAAGAAAAAUUUAGCUCAGAAAACCUUGAUCGAUGAAAGAUUUUUACUAUGAUUUAAGAAAAUGUCGCAUGUAAUGAAGAGCCAAAGUAAUUUUAUGUGGACAAGAAAUUAAGGUUUCCAAGGUGCCUAAGUAGAAGCCUAGAAGUAUGUCGAUACUAUAUAUUAGUCCAGAAUAUAAUUAAGAUCUUUGUCGCUGUAGAAUAGCGGGUAACCCUGUUUAAUGGGACUGUAACUUAUAAUUUGCUUUUAUAUGAGUAUAAGUAUAAGAAAACCAGGAAUGGAAGAGGCAAAACGAUUUUGAGGUCGUAUUUAUGCAAGUAUCAGAAUGAUUGAUAAAAUCAUAAGGUCACUGUUAUACAUGUACCGCUCAUGUGUUCUAAUCACUGCUUCUACAAAUACAAAGUAAUAUUAAGGUUAAUGUCAUUGAUUUGUAUGACAUCAAAGAAAGACUGGAUUAAGUGUGGCAAGUAUUGUUCAAAAGUAAAUAAUGGAGAAUACAAUAUGCAGAUAUAUUGAAAACAUGUCUACUGGUACAAAAUAAAAUCGUGCUAAAACAAUAAUCACACUGUUCAUUGCAUAUAUUCUCCUGAUUCUUGUUAAGCCAAAUCUACUAGAAAUAGUUCGAAUAAUAGGAAUUUUAGUUACUGUGUUUAUUAUAUCAUAAACUACACUUGUAUCAUUACCAUCAUUUCAUUUAUUAUAUCAAUGGGA
Messenger RNA from Diprion similis, 3502 nucleotides. RefSeq names its product meckelin. The transcript is spliced from 12 exons. Bases 321 to 2843 code for a protein of 840 amino acids. Gene Ontology annotation, biological process: cilium assembly. Gene Ontology annotation, cellular component: ciliary transition zone; MKS complex. NCBI's taxonomy places the organism in Eukaryota, Metazoa, Arthropoda, Insecta, Hymenoptera, Diprionidae. The record is from RefSeq and is a predicted model, not a curated record.